Messenger RNA from Brachypodium distachyon (stiff brome), 951 nucleotides. RefSeq lists its product as uncharacterized. The record is from RefSeq and is a predicted model, not a curated record. Lineage: Eukaryota; Viridiplantae; Streptophyta; Magnoliopsida; Poales; Poaceae. The transcript has 2 exons. The coding region runs from base 117 to 704 and encodes 195 amino acids.
AGAAGUUGCAGUGGUUGGUGACAGCGACUGGCCUCCUUUCUCUUUGCCCUCACGCCUAUAACCUACCAGUGGCCUCCCACCGGCGACGAAUCGUGCGAGGGUUCUUCCGUGAGCAAAUGGAUUCCAGGGCCUUCUUCCUCUGCGCCCUCGCCAUCGUCGCCUCUUCCCUCCUGCAUUGCGCCAGAUCUGACGGAAGUGAUGACCAGCUUCUCAAGGGAAUCAACAGCUACAGAGGUUCUCUCAAGGUCCCGGCGCUAACCGAGAACAAGAACGCUGACUGCCUUGCUGAACAGCUAGCAAAGCAGUUCAAAGACCAGCAGUGCACCAACACCACCGGCUCCAACACUGUCCCCGGCACCGAGCAGCAGUUCCCGGACUACCCCAAGUACCUGGACCGGUGCCAUCUCAACGCUUCGGUGACCGAAGAUGGCCAGGUGAUGCCGGCCUGCGUGCCCGGCCUUGUAGCCAACGUGGUGCUAACCAACUACACCAAGUCCCAGUACAACCUGUACCUGAAUGACAGCAAGUACUCCGGUGUCGGGAUCGCCAACGAGGGCGACUGGGUGGUCGUCGUCCUCAGCACGAACACGGACUCCGGUGACUACUCGCCUGCUCCCCCAGGUUCGAACUGGGCUCCUUCGGUCCGACCAUUCAGCCAGCUGAUUGUUUCGCUUGUAGGAUUUGUAAUUUUGCUGCUGAAGUGAGAAGAUGUUGAUCAUAUACUGCUACACCGCAAAAGAGUGUUAUCUUAUCUUAUGCUUGUGUCAUUCAUUUUUGUAUCAUCCAGAUUUUAAUUGAACUUGGUCUCGUUAACAACAUACUACUAUCUCCCACGAGUGAUGAAAAUGUUCUUUCAAUGUUUGUAAUUAUUAUCAGAGGCUGUAUGUAUAUUAUGUUCAGACGGUGUGCGUUAUUGAACCUCCACACUGAAUCUAGAGCUUCAGUUUCGCC